Molecule: messenger RNA, 1828 nt
Organism: Botrytis cinerea B05.10
Lineage: Eukaryota; Fungi; Ascomycota; Leotiomycetes; Helotiales; Sclerotiniaceae
Exons: 3
Coding region: 308-1789 (493 amino acids)
Biological process (GO): endocytosis; endoplasmic reticulum to Golgi vesicle-mediated transport; intra-Golgi vesicle-mediated transport
Cellular component (GO): Golgi apparatus
Molecular function (GO): GTPase activator activity
Source: RefSeq, a predicted model, not a curated record
UGCUUACCUGCUUACCUGCUUGCUUGCUUCCUUCACCAUUCGUCUCUCGAAUUCCUCACUCGCUCACUCGCUCACUCGAUCACCCAAUUCCUCACUCGCUAGUUGCGGAUAUCUCAUCGACAUUCAUUCUUUGCUUUGUACGGGCCGACGAGCUAAAAGCACAGGACAACGAAACGGCACGAUCAGCUGGAGUUCGCGAACCGACACUGCCAUACCAGUAUUAUAUAUGCUGAGGAUCAGUUUUCACUAAAAGAGCAAGAUCCAAGAUCUUGAGCAGAAGCUCGAUCCAAGUGUCAAUAGUCGUUUGAUGUCAGAGACCGAUUCCUAUAUCAACGAGAAGCAAGAUAUCGAAGCGAAUAAACCUCGAAAGUCGGACAAUAUGCCUUCAAUUCGACAAUUCUUAUUGACUCUUAUGGCCUUUUCCCUCCUUACUAUCACGAUCGUUUCCGCCGCUACCACGAACCGAAGUCCCAGAAAUGUAUCACCUCCUUGUAUGGAAGAUCAACAAGCCUUUAGAGAAUUGCUGAACACUGUUGAACCUGCCAUGCUACAUGAUGUGCUUCACCAACAUAUGACGGAGAAAUAUCAACAUGGCGUUUAUGAAGAUGACAAGGAUGCUCUGGAGGCUGUUUACAGACAGGAACCGGCAGUCGCACAUGCACUGGUUGAGGCCGCAAAGGCAAAUGCUAUGAUUGAAUUGGCUAAGAGACAAGUUGGAUCGAACUCGACAGCUACUCAGGCUGCGAGCACAACACCGGCUGCUACUUCGGAUACUGUCGUCACUUCCGAACCUGCCACAACUUCCUCUGCCACAACUUCGGCCCCGGCGACAACAUCUUCUACACCGGCCUCAACUACAUCUGUUGCGUCAACCGCUACUUCGCCGACAACAUCUGCAACUACCUCGCCCACCACGCAAGCUACUUCACCUACAACCACAGCUCCAACUACUACUCCAACUACUGCUCCAACCACAGCGCCGACUACAACUCCAACUACUGCUCCAACUACUGCCCCAACUACUACUCCAACCACUGCUCCAACCACUGCUCCAACUACCGCAUCAUCGACCCAGGCUACUACAAGUGAUGAAACUACCACACCAGCUUCAACAUCUGCGGCAUCUACAAAUUCGGGAUCGACUUCUACCACUAGUGCUCAAUCUCAGUCGCAAUCUCAAAGUUCUGUGACUUCUCAAGCUACUACAUCUGCAACAGAAGCUCCCACUUCCGCUCCUCAAACUACUGAAACAUCUUCAGGUACCACUACCUCCGUCCCCGUGACCACAGGAGCUUCUACAAGUGAGGCCUCCAUUUCUACUAGGGUGUCGACUUCUCAGGCCACUGCCUCUGGAGCUACUACCUCUGCUGCUACCUCAAGUUCUACCACACAGGCUUCCAGUGAUAGUGUUCUGUCUACAUCGACUAAUUCUGCGAGCUCUCUCGCUACUGACUCUUCUUCUACUAUGGCUAUAACUUCAACAUCUACUAACAUGGCCGAAUCCACAGCUUCUUCAGACGAUAAUACUACACAAGCCCCUGAAGCAACCAGCAGGAGAACAACCAGCAGUACCUCUACCAGAGUUUUUACCACAACACUACCCAAUGGAGCCCUAUCCACCGUCACAUCUGUCACUGUCGUACCUGCUGUGGUUACUGGAUCCCCCGAGAGUUCUUCCAAGACCGCUACUGGAAGUGCAUCAUUACAGACCAACAGUGCUGGAAAGAAUAACUUGGGAAUCAACAUGAUCCUCGGUGCCGUCGGAAUGGUGGUUGUUGGUGCAUUAUAAGCCAACCAGUUGGGACGAAUAAUACAAGAAAUCGAACCA